CUCUUCUUCUCAUCCCGCCAUUUCACUCAGAAAACCCUAAUACUCUCUCUCUCUCUCUCCAGUUCCCAGUCUACUGAUUCUCUCCUCUGCCAUUUCCGGCGACGACGGUGCGACACUGUUUAAGUCUCGGCGGUGCCGUUUAGACGCUUUGUACGGAAUAUGGCAAAUGUCGAUUUGCCUUCUCGGCUAUUCGCGGACAGGGAAGAACCUGCGGGUGAUCGGGUGAACAUGUACUUCAAGUUAAACACAAUUAAGGCGGUGCUUAAGGCGUUGACGCCGGAAGAACUUGACACAAUUCGUCCAUGUUUUGGGAAGCUGCUUGAUAUCUACUCGAAGCCUGUUUUCUCUGGUAAAUUGGCGCACUUUCUCCUCACCCGCCAGCUGAAUGUUGUCAAACGACAUGAAAUAUGGGUCAUUUUCGCCGGGAAGCCAAUAAGAUUCUCUCUGAGGGAAUUCGGGUUGGUUACUGGUCUCAACUGCAGCCCUCUACCGCCUCUGGACCGGUCUCUCCUUAAAUCUCCUCCUGGUGUGACCCCGUACUGGUUUACCCUCUUUGGUGGUGAGGAGUAUUUCACCGGCGAGAUGUUACUUGCGAAGCUGCGAAGGCCGAAAGCCUUGUCCUCUGAGUUGCGUGUCAAAUAUGCAUGCUUGCUCCUUGUUGAUGGUUUCUUGUCCAGGCGGUCCUACCACAUGAAGAUCCCCAAGUCUCACGUUGAGAUGAUUCGUGAUUUGGAUGCUUUUCUAGCAUAUCCCUGGGGCCGCUACAGUUUUGACCUGACCAUGCGCUGCAUCAAGUCGCGAUCUUUAGACCAGCUUGCACAGGCUACUGUCGCCAUUCAAGGAUUUAUUCACGCACUAGUUCUUGUGUUUGUCGAAGCUGUCCCCGCUGUGCUCUCUGCUGUUGGUGCUGGCACUGACCUCGAGUCUGGUGAUGAAGAUCCUUUCCCUGUCAUAGCAAUGAAACUUGAACCGGUCUGGGACUUGGAUGGAGUUGACGAGGUUGAGGUUUUGUCUGUACUUCCUGCUGGUGAAAAUGUUGUUGGUAUAGAAGACUGUAGCUGGGCGGAUGAAGUAAGUGAUCCAAGUGUUGACUUGAUGCUGCAACAAUUGGAUGAUGGAGUCAAGUUUAAGCGUGCGAUGUUUGGUGGUGGUAUUAGAGGAGCUGAUGUGCAAGUAGAGCCUCCUCCUCGGGUUAUUGUCAGAAGGAAACGUAAAUUGCGGGCCAAAGCGUCUGAAUGUUCCACCUCUAGGGGGGAGUCUUCCCGGGCCAAAAAAUCUAAGGUUCGUGCUGCACGUUCUAGAUUUGCCUCCCAAGAUUCCCCUAGGGCGACUCUGGACACUGCCACAGUUUUGAAAGCUGCUUUAAAAGAGGCCCAGUCUGAUGUGUAUGCCCAUAUCUGUGUUGAACUGAAGUCCAUGGAACUGAGGUUGGAACGUUCCCUCAAGGAAAAUAUCAAUUCUGCGGUUGUUGCAGCCAUUAGCGGGAUCGUGGUGGAGAAUGUUUUGCGCGAGGUUGGCAUAGGUGUAGGUCAGCCUUACAACAAAUCCCCAAGUUCUCCUUCUCCUUCUAUUAGGCAGACUGAUCCUCAACCAUCUCCAGUGGUGGUAGCUCCUGAAAACCAUUCUGACCAGUGUCAACGCCCCUCUCAGCAGCAGCCACCACUCGCAAAUGAACAAAAUGCCGGGCCUGUUGAGGAUACCGCUUCAUCUGAAUCAUCUGGGUCGCGCAGCAGGACUCCUGCUGAUGAAGUGACCGAGGAAGCUUCAAUGGGAGGAGAUUGCGGGGAUGGUCAGAUUGUAGCUGGGGGAGAGGCUGUCGCAAUGUCUGCAAACUACAAGAAGUUGAUGGUCCUUGACAUACCGCCUAUGGCAUUCGGUGAUGGUUUAGUGAUCAAGGACUCUGAGUUGCUCAUGAUACCCACUAUCAUCCCUCCUGGCUAUCCCAAUGUAAUGGACGCUUGUGUAUCUGUCUUACGUGAGACCCUGUUUGACAACACUGAUCCUGCUUCUGAUCCUCGUGCUGAUUUGCUUCCGUGUAAGUUCUAUGGCUCUCUGGCGGUUCUGUAUGCUAAGUUCAAGAAGGUGAAGCGGAAGGAAACUUUUGAGUUUGAUCCCGCUCUUAUCAAUGAGAUCACUACGAGGUUUAAGGCAACAGGCAGAGUUUGGCUGUCGCACAUCGAGCAUUUGCUCUCUCCAUUUAACAUUGAUAAAAACAGGUGGAUAGCUGUUCACAUUGACCUGACCUCUCACACUCUCACUGUUCUUGAUCCAACUGCUGCUGCACGCCGGGGAUCCCGUCUUAAGCCUGAGCUCGAGUUUAUAUGCGAGAUGUUUCCUUAUCUGGUACGGAAGGUUGGUGGCUGUGAUCUAAUGAAGAAUUUCCCGCUUCAGCCACUCACCUUUGCUAGGAACACACAUGUUUCCCAAGCGACUAACCUAGCUAACAGUGGGAUGCUCUCCUUGUUGUUGCUGGAAGCAUAUGCUACAGGCGGGAUGGACAAAGCGGUGCUUGUUAAGGAAGAUGGCAUGCGCCUGCGUGCUGAGGAGUUGGCGGUGCAGAUGUACGAGCACUGCUGUGGUGAACUUUGAUGGCUGAUGUGGCCUUACUCAUUGGUGUACUCUCCUGGACUCUACUUUAUCUUUUUUUUUUUUGCAACUAUUCGGCUUUGUCAAUUUCAUUCCCUCUCUGUUCUGCUGAACCUUAUUUCUUCAUGACUCUAGUAUGUUUUACAAGUGUUUUUGUAUCAUAUGUGUGCGAGUGGACGAUGUGGUCUGAACCUUGAAGUGUGUUUAUUUCCAUGUCUUUGAAUUAUAACUGUUAGAUAUUCGGACAAGUGUUUGCAA
This is a messenger RNA of Arabidopsis arenosa, 2844 nucleotides long. Lineage: Eukaryota; Viridiplantae; Streptophyta; Magnoliopsida; Brassicales; Brassicaceae. The record is from the annotation of a GenBank genome assembly.